Acanthopagrus latus (yellowfin seabream) is the source of this 5789-nucleotide messenger RNA. RefSeq names its product nectin cell adhesion molecule 3b (gene nectin3b). The record is from RefSeq and is a predicted model, not a curated record. The transcript is spliced from 6 exons. Gene Ontology annotation, biological process: homophilic cell-cell adhesion; heterophilic cell-cell adhesion. Gene Ontology annotation, cellular component: apical junction complex; adherens junction. The coding region runs from base 272 to 1945 and encodes 557 amino acids. NCBI's taxonomy places the organism in Eukaryota, Metazoa, Chordata, Actinopteri, Spariformes, Sparidae.
UGUAUGUCGGGCUAUCAACAGAGAUGACGUAAUGUGUAUACUAAUGGAUCAUUCCUCCAGGGGGACGUCGCUGUCGGCUCUCGACAAAUGACCGUUAACUUCCAUUGUCAGGUGAGCUCCCGGCCCCCCCGCUCCGCGCGGAGCAGUUGGUACAGUCCACAUGCAGUUCGGAGUUGUUGCUGAGGAGGUUCCUCUGUUCAGCACAUACCGUUAAAUUGGCAUGCAGCCUACGCCUGGGUCCUGAAGCAGGAGACUGCACUGCUUUUUGAAAAUGUUACCGCCUUCUCACCGGAGUUACCUCGGACAGCAGGGCAGGCUCGCGUUAAUUCACCUUUUGUGCAGUAUAACAGGUGUGUGGGGCAGUCAGGUGGUGGUGCCUAAGAGGGUGAACGCUGUGCUGGGGAAGAAUGUGACAUUGGAGUGCAGGGUGGAGGUGGGCGCCAACCUUACCCUCACCCAGAGUUCCUGGGAGCGCCGUCUGCCUUCGGGCUCUGUCACAGUGGCUGUCUACAACCCACAUUUCGGCAUCUCCAUCCCUCCAGAGUUCAAGCAGCGCUUGUACUUUCGCUCGCCCUCCUCUCAUGAUGCCACCAUUGUACUUGAGAACGUGGGCUUUUCUGACGUUGGGAUCUAUACCUGUAAAGUUGCAACUUUUCCCCUGGGAAACACACAAGCCAGCACUACUGUCAAUGUACUUGUGGAGCCGAAGGUCUACGUGUCUGCAGGUUCAACUGCACUGAUCGAUGGUGGCAAUGAUACUGUGGUGGCUACCUGCAUUGCUGAGCGGGCUCGGCCCCCUGCUGAAGUGUCCUGGGAGUCCAACCUGUUUGGCCAGUCAGAAGUGCAGCUAUUUGACGAAGUCAACGGCACGACCAGCACACAAGUACGCUACAUCUGGCAGCCCACCCGACACAUCCAGGGCCAUGCACUCACCUGUGUGGUCCGCCACCCAGCGCUGCAGAGCGAUUUCAGGAUCCCCUACCAACUCAAUGUGCAGUAUGCUCCUGAUAUCUCAGUAGUGGGCUAUGAUGGAGACUGGUAUGUGGGGCGGGAAAAUGUUCAAAUGACGUGCAAAGCCAACGCAAACCCACCAGCUCAUCACUUCCGAUGGAUCAGAUUGGACAGUGAAAUGCCAGAAGGGGUGGAAAUAAUGAACAGCACUUUGCUUUUCCUGCGCCCUCUCCAGCGGAAUGACUCGGGAGUUUACAGGUGUGAGGUUGCAAAUGACAUCAACCUCCGCAGUCGUGAUGUGCGCAUUCUCAUACAAGAUCCUCCCACCAUGCCUUCCACCAUUACUGCUCCUGUCCUAACUGGCUCUGCCUCCUCCACCUUAGUGGAUGAAAAGGGGCACGUGCUCCUCAGCUCUCCCACUCUUGAAGCCCUACCUGAGAGCAAUCUCGGUUCCAUAGUGGGUGGGGCUGUGGGCGGGGCCUUGUUCCUGCUCCUGCUGCUGUCUCUGGUUGGCGUUUUUUACCUACGGAAGCAGCAGACCUUCCACGGGAACUACUACACCAAGCAGUACCUGGGCCCCAAUGACCUCCAGAAAGCCCCCACGCAGCACGAGCUCCACCCUACCAAAGCAGGCAGCAGCUCCAAGCAUCGGGACCACGACCGAGAAGAGUGGGGCGACCGCCAGCUCAAACAGGAGCGUGACCGUCGUCACCAUAGCAACUACAAUGGAGACGAGUAUCCCUCUAAUGGCUACACCAGGGCGAUGAGGGAGAGCAGUCAAAACAGCCAUCAACAGAGUCCCCACCACCACCGUGAACACGCACAGUAUUCUAGUCCACGGCAGCCCCGAUGUGCCAGAUACCCUCAUUCACCUAAACUACAGGGAAACGGCUCCCCCUACAUGUCAGAUGACUGCUACGAUAGCGGGCCCGAGGGGGACUACGUCUCUCACACAGACGGCUCCGUCAUCUCACGUAGGGAGUGGUACGUUUGACAAGCCACCUGGUCCUGCAGGAGCAGACGUACGACAGAAACCUAAAAUUUUCAUUUACUAAAUUAGGGAGAAAAAACCCCACAGAAUUUCUCUUCCGUACGCACAUGCACACCUCUACUAAUCUCAGUUCUGCAGUUCCCUCUUUUUGUCCACGCGUCCUGGUAGACACUUGAGAUGAAACGUUUCCGUUGUUGAUGUGGGCAGACGGUGGACUGCACAGCAACUUGGACAGUCUAAAAUGCUGACAGAAAAGGGCGUGUCUCUAGUUUGUUUGUGUAGAGACUAACUAAGGAUCAUGAUGUAUGUGCUGUCUACGUACUGCCUUACUACGUGGACUGCCAGUUUAUCUAGCAUUACUGAUGUCUUUCAGUUGAGUGGAAGCCCUGGGGGUUCACAGAUCACAUGUGGUUGUUGUAAAAGAAAAAGGCUUUUUUUUGUUUGUUUUCUACAAAAUCAGCCUUCUGAGGCACUUGUGGCACUUGCUUAUUUCUAUGUGUAGUUAUUGCUUACGCUGAUUUUGUUUAAAAGAGCUCUGACUCUGAGUAUUACUGAAAGUAAAUCCAUGAAAUUAAGAUGUUCAGAGGUCUUUUUUCCAAAACUCAGUAGGACAGAGCUGAGGCAUACAGGCUAGUUAAAAAAACAAAAAGGAAAAGACCUCCAUAGAGAAACAAUUACUGGUGACACACACUGAUUCAUGGUCAAAAAACGUAUUGCACUGCCUUUUGCAUAACUUUUUAAUAGACAUCCACAUAAUUUGUAUUCUGCUAAAGUGUCUAGCCUUUAUGUAACUUGCGAUGAUGGGAGACUUGAGAGCUCGAGGACUUGACCACUGAUGUCCCAGCAAUGUCCUUUUUAAAACUGAUGGCCUAAAGUGGGAACCUUAAGAGCAUUUCUACUAUACGUCCUCGGCUCAUCUCUUAUCCCCACGAGGGAGGGACGGAGAGAGUGAGCAGGAAGGCCUGCACAGAGGAGGCACAGUCCGCUGUAAGAACAGGCUGGGUUUAUCAAACAGCCUUGAUAUGCAAACGUGCUACAAAAUCCUCUCAGCUUAGAUGCGUUCAAAUACUUCUGUUUAAUUGUUGAACAUUCGUGAGGUGACCUCUUGAUUUUGAGUGUCAUAUUAGUUGUCCUUUUUAGUAAACCACUAACACAUCCUCCAGAUUAUAAACGGAUGUGAUUGAGAAUUUGCACUCUGGCACCAAACCAGGGCUCUUGAAAGUUCAAGCAAGCCGUCAGCAGGGGCAUUGUUCAUAGCAGGCUACAGUAUGGCAGCCACCAUACGCUGGCCUCUUAGCCGCAAAGUAUUUUGUUACACAAAGACGUCAUUCAAGAGUGCAACCAGUACACAAAUAAUCACGGAUGGACUCAUUUCACUGCUCUCAGUAAUCUGUAGAAACAAGACAGGACUGUGUCACAACUAUAAUCUGAGGCAUUAAUAGGCUUAUUGUCACUUAUCCAUGUCUUCAACUGCACGCUCUAAUCUCUCAUUUUCUUUCUUUUAAUAUACAUGUAUUAUUACUACCAGUACUACCACAGUAAAAUAUACAUUAUGUGAUGGAUGUGCUGUCACCUGUGGUUAUCAAAACCUGCACUCAGCUUCUUAUCUUCAGCUCACCAGAGGGGACAGAGUAUUGAUCGUCGAAUCUUUCACUCAUAAUUAUCCUUUGAAUAGUUAUAAAAUGAUACACCCUCUGCUGGCUUUACAGUCAGAACUGUGCUCAUUUGUUAACAGCGAUAUUUUGUUGCUAAUCAAGAUUCUCAAACGUGUCAGAAAACACAAAGUACUGUGAUAGAAGUGAGGAGAAAUGUAUUUUAUUACGGUGUAAAGAUGAAUGUUUUUUUUAUGUGAUCAGGUACUCAUAAGGAUUAGUUUUUUGACACAUGCACUUAUUUACCAGGCAGCAUGGAGGAGAUCCAACAGUUUCUUCCAUGUUCUCUAGUGUUGUGAAUACAUGCCAACGUUGUAGUACGGUCACCUAUACAAUAUUUGCUGCCGGAUGCCAAAUAUUUGUUUAACCUGUAUGUAUAAAUAUGAUGAUGACAGUGUCUCACGUUAAGUAUUGCUGACUAGCUAACAACUGAUUAUAAGCUUAUAUAAAUUAAUUAACGUAUCACUGUUGUAUACAGGGUCUUGUAGCCUGAAAUAGAAGUGAAAAGAUGCUUUAGGCCACUUUAAUAUUACAGUCGUCAAAAUGGGAAUUAGUUAUAUUGUUAUGAGCCCUUGCUAAUUAUUUGUCAGGGUGUGAAUUUUGUGCAGUGACUAGGCUGCAGUGAGAUUUGAUAAUGUGCCACUGUAACUUGCAGGUAGAGAAUAUGUCCCUUUAUACUGCAGUUCAUGUAGUUUCAUCCGUGCGUUCAGCGCUGUGCAGAACCCUAGAAGUCAUUUAUCAUCAUAGACAGAAGCGGCCCUUUCCAAUAACUACCUGAAGUUUCAGUUCACUCCAAUUACAUGAAAAUAAGGCCUCACGCACCACAUUAAAGUUGUGGUUUAAUGCACCCUUGUUUUGAGAUUGUAAUGCUAUAUUUAUUAACCAUUUGCAAAUAUUAUAAAAAUCUGUUGCAACUUUAAUGAGCAGUUGCUUAACAAAUGGUUUAUAAAGUAUUUCAUAGUUAAAACAGUUAAAUAACUAAAGUUUAAGUGAAUUUACCAUUUGAUAAAGGUGCAAUAGGUAAGAAUUGAUCCCCUGACAGUAUCUCUAAAAUAAAUAUCAUCAUUGUUAUUAUUAAUAUUAAAUAUUAUUUCUUUGGCAGAAUAAAGUUCCAGCGAUGAAGCAUUUACAGUGGGGGUCACCCAGAGUAAUGACAACAUUGUUUCUGUAGAAUUGACCUCCAUAAACAAAUCUGAGAGACGGAUAUCUCAAAACCUGGGUUAAUAAAUCCACAACUGCAUCUGCAUUGUUAGAUACCGCUACAUAAAAGUGAGGAUUUGCGGUGCUGUGUAAUUUGCGUGAGCUGACCCCUUUUAAUGUGAGCGUCCUAAAUGAAGUGUACAAUUGGUCAUUUGUUAACCGAAAAGAAACCCUCAUUUAGACCGCUGACUUAAAAGUAAGGAUUGUGUUGCCGAUGCCUAUUUAUUCUGCCUUUCUGGUCACUUUCACAUAAAAGCGGAGAAUAACAGGAAGCAGCAGCCUAACCCCCCUCGUGUGUUUGCUUCUAUGCACUAAGACGGAAAUUCCACUAAUCACUAUACUAUUUUUGCUUGACUUGUCAAUUUGCAUCCCUGCACCUGGAUUAAUGAAGUUCUUUUGUACUGUGACAUUUUGUAUAGAGGUCGGUCAUCAGUGUCUUUACCUUGAGAAAUGUCCUUCAUUUUGGGUUGAGAAAUACAACUAGUGCCUUAGAUACCUAGAAGAAGAAGUGUUAUGUUUAUUUACUUUGUGGAUGUAAGUUUUGUUGCUUUGAGAUUUAUUUUGUUGGCCAUUUGGUUUUGGUUUUUUUUAUAUUUUCUCUGCAUACUGUGUGUUAGGAGGACUCCGUAGUGCCAUGUUUAUUUUUCUGCCCAUGUCACCAAGACGGUUAAAAUCGCAGUAUACUUGCAAACCAAGAGGCAUUAAAACACACACGAAACAGACAAAGCUUGAAUGAAUUUUGAUGUAAAACGCGUUUCACAAGUAUCUGUCAGGGGUUUUUCUGUAGAAUCACUGUUGCUCAAAGGAGUGAAGACUUCAGUCACACAUUGUCAAUGAAAAGCACCUUGUGGUCAUAUUUGUUUUUUGUAUAUACUGAAGAAAUGUAAGUUUCUGGGAAGAAAAAAAAAAUAUUUAUGUCUGUGACAACAGUGGAGCAUUAUUUUGUCAAUCUUUUUGAGAUACUUUAGUUCAAUAAAGCACCUUAGCACCUGUGA